AUGGUAGUGAGCGCACAGCCGUGGAACGUUGGUUUGUGUGUCACCGGCGAUGAUUUUGGCGGAAUACGUCACUUCAAUGCUAGGCAGUACCCAUGCCCGAAAACAUCAAAGGAACGACAACAAGCACUUUUCGAGACUAUAGCUCGUAUCCAAGAUCUCAAAACUGUCAUCGAUAGCACGCAAGAGCAUCGAUUUCAAAUUCUGACAAACGUCGCUAAAGAUCUGCCGGGAUGGUUGAAGAAGGUGCACCUACAAAAGGCCAUUUACAGCACGUUGAAUAGGUUCACGGUAGACACAAAUGGUUUUUUGGCAGCUCAAUGCUGGAUUCCGGAAAGGGAAAUGGAUACUGUUCAUUUAGCGUUGUGUGAUGGAUUGAAGGCAAGUGGUUCCGAUGUGUCUCCUAUCCUAAACGAGAUGGUUCCUCAAGGGCCGCCGCCCACUUACCAUCGCACUAACAAAUUCACCUCGGUGUUCCAAUCAAUUGUGGAUUCAUAUGGUGUGGCAACUUAUAGAGAAGUUAAUCCUGCUCCCUUCACUAUUAUCACCUUUCCCUUCCUAUUUGGUGUUAUGUUUGGUGAUGCUGCACAUGGACUGAUAUUAUUUUUGGCUGCCAUAUCAAACAUUUUUUAUGAGUGCGGUCGAUAUAUUAUAAUUUUAAUGGGCCUGUUUUCCAUCUACACAGGAAUAUUGUAUAACGAUGCGUUUGCCAAGUCCAUAAAUGUAUUUGGCAGCUCUUGGGCUAACCCAUACAAUAAGAGUGAGAUUGAUUCGUGGCUUCAGCCAAAGUCAGACGCUCAGGAGCUGAGGCUUACGACGGUAACACUUGAUCCAGCAACGGCGUUUUUGAAAGAGCGUGGACCCUAUCCAAUGGGAGUAGAUCCCGUAUGGAAUAUUGCUGUCAACCGGCUGUCGUUUUUGAACUCGAUGAAGAUGAAAAUGUCAGUGAUUAUUGGAGUGCUUCAGAUGACAUUCGGCUUAUUCUUGUCAUUCCUGAACCAUGUGUUCUUCAAAUCCAAAGUGGACAUCUUAACAAAUUUCAUACCUCAGAUGGUCUUUAUGGGUUGUAUUUUUAUUUAUCUUUGUGUACAGAUUGUGGCUAAAUGGGUGUUCUUUUCCGUUGAAAAAGGCAUCGUUCUAGGAAUGGAGUAUCCUGGUAAGUUGGCGUUUUUUCUUAUGCUUCCAAACCCCUUUCACAUGCGAGCUGCCUCAUCUGUCAAAUAG
This is a messenger RNA of Ostertagia ostertagi, 1221 nucleotides long. Lineage: Eukaryota; Metazoa; Nematoda; Chromadorea; Rhabditida; Trichostrongylidae. The record is from the annotation of a GenBank genome assembly.